Messenger RNA from Nomia melanderi (Alkali bee), 1311 nucleotides. Its product is annotated as U3 small nucleolar ribonucleoprotein IMP4. Gene Ontology annotation, biological process: rRNA processing. The record is from RefSeq and is a predicted model, not a curated record. Lineage: Eukaryota; Metazoa; Arthropoda; Insecta; Hymenoptera; Halictidae. Gene Ontology annotation, molecular function: snoRNA binding; rRNA primary transcript binding. Gene Ontology annotation, cellular component: small-subunit processome; Mpp10 complex; nucleolus.
UGCGAAAAUAUCUACAGUGGAGGUUUAUGUUGGCUGUAGUCUGAUUGAUUUUACAUAGAUGGCGUUACAGACAUUUUUCUGAAAAUUUUCUGCAUCAUGUAGCAGAAAAAAAAUUGAUUUAAAAUAUUACCUGAAACGUACUCGCUGUAAAACAUUUAUUUAUGGGAUUUUUACCCUAUUAUUUUCAUGUAUUAUUAGAAAUAUCGUGAAUGCUUUAGAAUAUUACAGUAAACAAGAGCUCAUUUUAAUUACCCACACUCAAUGUUAGAAUAAAAAGGUUCAGAACGAAAAAGGACAUAUAACAGUAGAUUAAAAUGUUACGCAGACAAGCAAGACUCCGCAGAGAAUAUUUGUAUAGAAAAUCUGUUCAGGAUAAAUUGAAAAGCAUACAAGAAAAAAAAGAAAAACUGAAACGCAGUUUAGAGGAAAAUAUACCAAUACAUCCAGAUCUUAGAAAAGAUGCAUUACGUAUACAAAGAAGUUUGGAUUGGGAAGAUGCUGGGCCAGAAUUGGCUGUUGCUAUGGGUACAGAAAUGGGUGGAGCAUUAGCCUCUCAUGAAGAUGACGAAUACAGAUGGGCUGGAGUAGAAAAUCCAAAAAUUGUAAUCACCACCUCUCGGGAUCCUAGUUCUAGAUUGAAAAUGUUCGUUAAAGAAUUACGUUUAAUAUUUCCUAAUUCUCAACGGAUGAAUCGAGGAAAUUACGAAAUGAAACAGCUCAUACAUGCCUGUAGGGCAAAUGAUGUUACAGACUUUAUAAUUGUACAUGAACAUAGGGGUGUACCAGAUACUCUUAUCAUUUGUCAUUUACCAUAUGGACCUACCGCGUACUUCACAAUGUCAGAUGUUAUUAUGAGACACGACAUACCAGAUAUUGGAACAAUGUCAGAACAAUAUCCUCAUCUUAUUUUUCACAACUUUAAAACGAAGUUGAGUGAAAGAGUUACUAGCAUUUUGAAGUAUUUAUUCCCUGUGCCCAAGGAAGAUAGUAAAAGAGUAAUUACUUUUGCAAAUCACGACGAUUAUAUAUCUUUUCGACACCACACUUAUAAAAAAGUCAGUGGGAAGGACGUUGAAUUAACAGAAAUAGGACCAAGAUUUCAGUUGAAGCUCUAUGAAAUUAAACUUGGUACGUUAGACGCAGAAGCAGCUGCAGAUACAGAAUGGGCUUUAAGACCUUACAUGAACACUAGUUAUAAAAGAAGAUUUUUAUCUGAGGAAGAUGGAUGGCAGCAAGAAGAUGAUAUAUAGAAUUAUUAUUUUCAUUAAUGCAAAUAAAUUUUUUAAUGUUAUAAAUAUGUUUAUUGAACCA